Brachypodium distachyon (stiff brome) is the source of this 2801-nucleotide messenger RNA. Its product is annotated as protein MALE DISCOVERER 2. The transcript has 9 exons. The coding region runs from base 552 to 2471 and encodes 639 amino acids. Gene Ontology annotation, molecular function: protein binding; ATP binding; protein kinase activity. The record is from RefSeq and is a predicted model, not a curated record. Gene Ontology annotation, biological process: protein phosphorylation. NCBI's taxonomy places the organism in Eukaryota, Viridiplantae, Streptophyta, Magnoliopsida, Poales, Poaceae.
UACUAAUUUAGUACUCCGUAGAGUAUCUUCCCAAUUCUCAUCUCUCAUCAGCAUCGAGUAUUUUGGAGCAAAGGAACGGACGCCGCCUUUUCUCUUGCAACCCGUUUGAACGAUUCCAUUCUUCUCCGCGUGCGCAUCCCGGUUGCGUCGGAUUGCGCGUCCCACCGCCACCAGCAUUCACACACCCCUUCUCUGUCGUUGCGGCCUCCCCUUUCUCUUUUUUGUUAGUGCCAGUAGUACUUUUCGUCGGAUCCACCGAGAUUAGGCUCGUCGAGGGAGCGAUUUUGGCUACUCGUUCGCCUGUUGAUUCUUUCUUGGCGGCUAUUCUAGUGGUUUUCUUCUCUCUCCCCUUGGCUUUUUUUCCGCUUGAUCCGCUCCACAUUUCCGGCCGCCGAAUCCGAAGCACGCAGCCCCCGUUCUAUCCGAAUCGCUCAAGAGUAGAGGGAGGGAUUGGAAUUAGGGCUUCUAGCGCCAGUUUUCGGAGGAGCAGCACGAGCGGAGCGGGCUUCGGUGCUUCUCUCGGGUCGUGCUCUUCUGAAGUUGCUUCAGGCAUGGAGAACUAUCGGAGGAGAGGUCCGGUGGUAUGCUUCUUGUUCUGGUUCUUGAUGGGGUUUGAGCUGUGUGCGUCUCUGAAUCAUGAAGGUCUUGUUCUUCUGAGGUUUAAGGAUACGAUAGAAGAUGAUCCAUCUCAUGCUCUGCUGGAUUGGGAUGAAGGGAACGCUGGCCCUUGUUCUUGGUUUGGUGUGGAGUGCUCGGAUGAUGGACGGGUGAUUGGCCUGAACUUAGCAAAUCUUGGUCUAAAGGGUGUGUUACCUCCGGAGAUUGGACAGCUUACACAUAUGCAUUCUCUCAUCCUGCACAAGAACUCUUUCUACGGUAUCAUCCCUACAGAGAUAGGAGAUUUAUGGGACUUGCAGGUUUUAGAUCUGGGGUACAAUAACUUCCAUGGACCAAUUCCACCAGAGCUUUUCUCCCUAGAAUUUCUCUUUCUUAAAGGAAACAGAUUUUCUGGUGGUUUACCACUUGAAUUAAAUGAGCUCAUCAGUCACUGCGAGUCCCAGGUUCAUCAAGGCAGGACUCCAUCAAAUAGGAUGCCCACUGCAAGUUAUUCGCCAUGUAGGAGUAAGGAGAAUGCUACAAUCAGAAGAAUUCUAGCAAGCAAACAAGAACUUUCUCUGAAGGAUGAGAUGCUUGGUGCUGAAACUUCUGUACUAGAACCAUCAGAUGGGAACCCUUUUUUCUCAGUCAAAGAUCCUCCCCAGAAUCCAACACCACCAGUUUCGCAUCCCAAGCAUGCCCUUGCUCCACCAAAUUCUCCACUGGCGCCACCUCCUUCUGAACCUGUCACCUCCCCUGCCCAUACUGUAUCUCCCAACAAAGACCACAUGUCAAGUAAAGAGAGCAAGAACAAGAAGCGCAGCUCUUCAAAAAUAUAUGCAUUCAUAGGAGCAGCAAUUUGUUUUGCGGUUGUAACCUUGUCAGCGGCAAUAUUUUUUUGCUACCGCCGCAGGAAGACUAGCAUUGUUGUGCCCUUGUCUCCAACUGGAAGUAGCAGGCAAUUACAGGCCAGUAACCUGGAAGGCAUAACUUCAUUCAGACGGUCAGAACUCGAAACAGCCUGUGAAGGUUUCAGCAAUGUAAUUGGUACACUACCUGGAUGUACACUGUAUAAAGGAACUCUUCCAUGUGGAGCAGAAAUAGCUGUUGUGUCUACAUUGAUAAAAUAUUCCUACAGGUGGUCUCCUAUAGCUGAAGCAGAAUUCAAGAAUAAGGUUGAAGUCUUGUCACAAGUGAACCAUAAGAAUUUCGUGAACCUUUUGGGUUACUGUAAAGAAGAAGAACCAUUUACUCGGAUGAUGGUGUUUGAGUAUGUUCCAAAUGGAUCACUAUUUGAACACUUGCAUGUUAAAGAGGCUGAGCAAUUGAAUUGGCAGUCACGCCUAAGGAUAGCGAUGGGAGUAAUAUACUGUCUGAACCACAUGCACCAGCAGAACCCUCCUGUAAUCCUAAGAAAUCUGAACUCUUCAUGCAUAUACCUGACUGAAGACAACGCUGCAAAGGUUUCAGACAUCAGUUUUGGCGGCAACAAGAAAGAAGACGAAGAUGAGUUCAACGCCUCCGAUGAGUGCACCACAGUGUAUAAGUUUGCUUUGCUUCUGCUCGAGUCCAUCUCUGGAAGGCGUCCAUUUUCUGAUGAUAGCGGCCUCCUAAUUCUAUGGGCGCACCGGUACCUCACCGGCGAAAAGCCCUUGAUGGGUAUGGUCGACUCAACACUCAAAGCAGUCCCUGAGGAGCAUGUCAGAGCACUCACAGAGCUGAUAAUAUGGUGCAUAAGUGAUUACCCCAGGCAGAGGCCGACACUGGCGGCGGUAACCAGAAGGAUGCAAGAGAUCACUGGGUUUUCGCAAGAUCAAGUAAUCCCAAGGAAUAGUGCAUUGUGGUGGGCUGAACUUGAAAUCAUCACGGCAUAGAGAAAUAUACGAGUCACUGUGCAAACAGUCUUGCGGCAAUUCUGCGAUACUGUUCAUUUGAUGAAAGGAAAAAAAAAUGUACAGUUCGGUGUUCUUAGGGCAGGGCUUGCUGUACAUAUAUGCCUGCGGUAGAAACGUUAUUCUUUCAUUCUUUAUUAGUAGAUCCUUUUUGUUUGUUUUUUGGAUUUUCACUAGUAAAUCCUGGAAAGCUUGUAGAGUGCAAAGAUAUGCCAAACAAACAGUGGACAAACUGAACAGGUAUAUGUUCACAGCGUCCCAAGUUUGAAAAGAUUUGUUUUGAGCAGUUGAGAGAACAUAAAUCUAUGCAAA